AUGAGCGCGUCCAAGCCAAAUUGUCAUCUGCCAAGUGUGGAUGAGAACGGCCUUGUUGAGGAGGGCAAAGCUCAUAUUUUCAAUGGAGACGCUAACGACGUCUUCUACAACCCAGUGCAAGUCUUUAACCGCGAUCUAUCAGUGCUCGCUAUCCGUGCGUUCGCAACUCUUCGAAGAAACGAAGAACAUGUAAAGAGCGCCAAGUCGGAUAAAGAACCGUCAAAUACGAAACUUAAGAUUUUGGAGUCGUUCGGCGCUACUGGCCUGCGUUCGAUUCGAUACGCUUUGGAACUUGAUGAUGUGAUUGAUUUGGUUGUGGUCGGAGAUUUAGACGCAAAAGCAGUGCGUCUCAUAGAAGCAAAUAGAGAAAGAAAUCAGGUAGAUGAAACGAAAUUGAGAGCUGUAUGUUCUGAUGCAAAUCAACUGAUGUACAUGUCCCGUUAUGGUGGGAUUAACGCAACUAGAGCGUUUAUUCUGCCGGCUGUCGGAUCAACAGAUUCACCAGCAAUUCAAGUCCCAAUUGAUGCUUCCACUCAAAUUUCUCAUUUCGAUGUCAUCGAUCUCGAUCCUUAUGGAAGCGUGGGAGAUUUUCUAGAUGCUGCGGUUCAAUCAGUAGCAGAUGGCGGAAUCUUGUGUAUUACUUCCACGGACAUGCCAAUUCUAUGUGGAAAUAAUCCCGAAGAGUUCGUUGAUCUUUGUCUCUCUCUAUUGAAUGAAGUUAAUGAAGAAGGUCCACUUUCAGGAAUGACGAUGAAUUCCAAAAUUCGUGGUCUUCUUACUGCGAUAUCUGAAGAAGGCAUUGAUGUUCCACUUUAUUAUCAUCUUCCGUCUUUGAUGAAUCGAGUUAAAGUGGAAGCAAUCAAGACGUCAUUGUUCAAGUCUGCUUUACUCAACCUUGGAUUCUCAGCGACGCAUUUCCAUCGUGAGCCGCAGUCGAUCAAAACCAACGCACCGCCUUCUGUUGUUUUUGACAUUCUCCGGAAGUGGGCUCAGGAGCAUCCGCCAAAAAACCCAGAGAAAUAUGAAAUCUUGAAAAAAGAAAUAUCAACGGAAACCCCAAUCUGCUUCGAUCCACACCCAGAUGCUAUGUCUAAGACACCAGGCGGUGUUUGUAAGUGGCUCCCCAAUCCCGCUCCUUAUUGGGGUCCGAAAGCACGAGCGAAGUCAAAAAGGUAA
Molecule: messenger RNA, 1176 nt
Organism: Condylostylus longicornis
Lineage: Eukaryota; Metazoa; Arthropoda; Insecta; Diptera; Dolichopodidae
Product: tRNA (guanine(26)-N(2))-dimethyltransferase-like
Exons: 6
Coding region: 1-1176 (391 amino acids)
Biological process (GO): tRNA N2-guanine methylation
Cellular component (GO): nucleus
Molecular function (GO): RNA binding
Source: RefSeq, a predicted model, not a curated record